Messenger RNA from Clupea harengus (Atlantic herring), 1540 nucleotides. It is a transcript of the gene nkx1-2b, whose product is annotated as NK1 homeobox 2b. The record is from RefSeq and is a predicted model, not a curated record. NCBI's taxonomy places the organism in Eukaryota, Metazoa, Chordata, Actinopteri, Clupeiformes, Clupeidae. Gene Ontology annotation, molecular function: DNA-binding transcription factor activity, RNA polymerase II-specific; RNA polymerase II cis-regulatory region sequence-specific DNA binding. Gene Ontology annotation, cellular component: nucleus. Gene Ontology annotation, biological process: regulation of transcription by RNA polymerase II; cell differentiation.
GUGAUGCUUAAACCCCAAAAAGGAUUUGAGCAAAGAAGAUCAACAUCCAGCAGUGUAACCAUCAACUCUCAAGUGUUGGCUCAGAAAAAGGAGGAGGAGGUCGCUGAACGUUUUUGACAUUUCGGGACAUUUUGACAUUUGUAUGUAUUCAAGUAGCCUAAAACACACACACGCGAGUAGGGUAUCGUUGCUGUGCACGGCGCAGGACAGUGGGGAAGCGGGUUUGUUUUUUUCUUCACUAGAAAUUAUGAACAGAGACAAGACGACUCCGGUUGGAGAUACAGCGAUCGCUCCACUCGCGUCCGGCGGCGCCUUGGUCACACAGGCAGCGGUUAUCGUGUCGGUUUCUCCGGCGAGCAUGGACAACAACAACAACAGCCCGAAGCGAGUCUCUGCAAACGAUCUCGACAGAGAGGUGCUGCUACACCACGGCGGGACAGGAGACGGUUCACUGCUGCGACAGGAUCCCGCCGCUCCAGCCGUAGCGCCGACAACGGGCCACCGGACCACUGCGUUUUCAGUUCUGGACAUUUUGGACCCGAACAAGUUCACAAGUAAAAAACAACCAAGAACAGCCAUCGACUUCACUUUAGGGACGGAGAACCGAGGCGACGAGGACUCGUCCCGUGGAUCCGACCAGAAAACAUCAUACACGGCAGACUAUGAUACUUGUAAAAAAUCAUCAUUAUCAAAAGAUGGCUACGUGUACAGAUCCGAAGAGUGUGAACACGACUUCAUCCAGGCGAACCACACGGACAGUGAGAUCCAGGACGAGCUGUGUAGCGACGAGAGCAACAGCGCGCACAUGGGCAACGCGGACGGAGGAUUAGAUUCCCAUGACAACGCGAGAGAACAAACUCCAAGUCCUGCUGGCGCACAAACUCAGCAGUCGUCUUCAAACGGUCAGAACAACCAGGUAAAAGCGAAGAGAAAGCGCUCCGGCUCGGACUCCAAGUCGGGCAAGCCCCGGAGGGCUCGUACGGCAUUUACCUACGAACAACUUGUUGCUCUCGAGAACAAAUUCAAGUCUACCAGGUACCUCUCCGUCUGUGAACGGCUCAAUUUGGCGUUGUCGCUCAGCUUGACAGAGACGCAGGUGAAAAUCUGGUUUCAGAACCGGCGUACCAAGUGGAAAAAACAGAAUCCCGGGGCAGAUACGAGUGCACCAACGGGCGGUGGCGGUGGCACGAACGGCCAAGGCCACGGACUGGGGGGGCUAAGCCCCCUGAGUCCUUCCCCCCCCAUGGGCGGCCAUCUGUCCAUGCACAGCUACCCAGGGCAUGCGCCAGGGGGACUCGUCUGUACCGCUCAAUUACCGUUUCUGCAGAGUCACGCGGUACUCUCACCUUUCAUGUUGAGUUCGCAAGCAUACGGAGCUCCCACGUUUUACACUUCGCACUUGUGAAAACCAAUCAAAACAACGUACAAAAGACUGAUGUAAAUAUGGAAAUACACACGCUUUUCUACCUGUUCCCAUGAAGUCAUGUGUCGAAUCACUUUGUAAAAGGUAUAAUAUUUUAAUAAUAUUUUAAAAAAUUUC